Haemonchus placei is the source of this 267-nucleotide messenger RNA. Lineage: Eukaryota; Metazoa; Nematoda; Chromadorea; Rhabditida; Trichostrongylidae. The record is from the annotation of a GenBank genome assembly.
AUGAACAUCGAUUCGAAGUUAAACAACCCGAAUCUGACGUUUGCGACCAAGAAGAUGUGGCUCAACGCAGCUCUAGCCAUCUUCAUUGCCUAUGUACCAACGUCGAGCUACGGAGAAGACGAGUUGGAAGCGUAUUAUAUGGAUCUGGAGAGGCUCUACAGAGAAGGCCAUACUUUCUUCAAGGUCAUCGUCGGUAAUUUUAACGCCAAGAUUGGCCUCAAAAGAACGGCUGAAGAGCUCCACAUCGGGACUCACGGAAUGGAAUAG